CUAACCAAUAACCAUGUGUAUACAAAUCUGACCGACCGAUCCUCGUGGGAAACUUUCAGUGAAGCCGAUAGAAUACUCAUUUCAUUUUCUUAUUUCGGACGAAUUGCCCUCGCGUUGGUAUAUUUGCUAAUCAUGAAGAACUAAUAGUUUCAACUUUAGCUUAGUGUUCUCGUGCACCCCGUCGAGACCUCCUUCUUUGUACUUUGUAGACAUGUUUGUGAUCGUUGAGUUGAAAGAUGUUGUCCGCACCCCUCCAGCAGUUUUCAACAAAAAACUUGAUGAAACCACUGCAGGACACCUAAACUCGAAAUUGGCCAACAAGGUCAUCACUAAUGUUGGACUCUGUAUUGCUCUUUUUGAUAUUCUGAAGAUGGGAGACAGCUUUAUAUUUCCUGGUGAUGGAGCCUCUCAUACAAAAGUGGAAUUCAGAUUCAUUGUGUUUCGUCCUUUCAUUGAUGAAAUAAUUGUUGGUAAAAUUAAGAGUUGCAGCAAAGAUGGUGUUUGUGUGACGCUCGGUUUCUUCGAUGACAUCAUGAUUCCAUCAACAAGUUUGCAGCAUCCUUCUAGGUUCGAUGAAAUGGAGCAGGUUUGGGUCUGGCAAUUUGACAAUGAUGGUGAUACUCACGACCUAUUCAUGGAUAUUGGUGAAAGCAUUAGAUUCAGAGUGGUUACAGAAGUGUUCGUAGAAACGUCUCCUGUUACUUGCCCAGAGAAAAUGGAGGUCUCAACUGAACCUGAAUCGAAAGUACCUUACUCUAUAAUUGGAAGCAUCAGUGAGCCAGGUCUAGGAGUUUUAUCUUGGUGGGAGGGAACGUGACAAUUCCAUGUUUUCUGCCAGUAUCUCUCUAAAUUUGAGCUACCAAGUGGGUAAGUCAAUCGAAGUUAAAACAGUCAUUUAUGGACAAAAGGCACCAAAUAAGCCAACUUAUGUGUAUGUGCAACAGCUGUAUUGAUACCACCAGUUGUUGGACACUUCAAAUAAAUUACUACUUCAAUGCAAAUAAAGAGCGGCUCAAAGUAAUAUGAUUCUGUGAAAUUUGUUAACUUUCUGAUGUAAUGACACGCAGGAUUUGCAAUGCCUAUGAAAUUGCAUGACAUAGCUUAUCUUCUGCAAAUGACCAUUUUAAUACACUAAUGUGGCUGUUUCAACAAGUGAAUUAUUACCUUCAGGAUUAGUGCAUUUAAUUUUCCCCAAAUUUCAAGCAAAAUAGUAAAGUUUUUAAGAGCAUUGUAACCCUUUAUACAACUUUUUAUUAAAAAGUUACUCAAAUCAAGGAUUUUUAGGUACUCAUGGACCAAUUAUUCAGUUCCAUCACUAAAAUCCCAACAUCAGCCUCUGAUGUUGUCGCAAAAUGACCUUCACUCAUUGGUUCCUGCUGAUAAGAAUUUUUGAAAGGAAAGAUAAAAUUGAUGUUUUUAUAGACCUCCCCCCCCCCCCCCCCCCAUCCACAAAAAAAGAAGGUCCAGCUUCUUAAGACUUGCAGUAACUUUCUAUGUCAACAGCUAAACAUGGACUCAGUUGUUCGUUGCACAUAAAAGUACCUCAUCAUAAGUGUUUUCUGCCCACUAAAUCACCGCAAUUGUUUAGCUCACAUUUUCAUUCAUCUCUUGCAAAUUUUAAUUAAACUAUCAAGUCAGUUUUAUUUAUAGUAGUAGAAUAUCUCACUGUCAAACUGUUUUUGUAGCUCUGAAUAUUCAAUUUUUAAGAUGGACCUUCAAUGUCCUAAUAUUUGAGGUUGAUACCAUAGCCGUUGAAGAAAGUACAUUAUCAAUGCCUAUUAUAACUCAUCAUCUUUGUACAGUACACUAGUCCGGUAAACAAAGCAUCUAAGGUAUAUUUUUUGAUUUAUCCAAUCAUUGCACACCUAUAGUUAGGCUUAAUGAAUUAUACGCCUAAAAAGGUCUUUUCAGCUGAAAGUCCCUGUAAAUCCCAGAGAAGGAUUUUUGGUUAGUAUUCCAAUCAAGUGAGGAUUCCAUAUCUUUUCCCUCUCUUGUGCCAUGGCGUCCGCCACCAUGCCUCUGAUUUCAAGACCUUUUUCUCUUGCCACAUCAAUGCCAUUCUUUACUCUUUUCAGUGUACACGCUUUCGUUUUCUGUGAAUCACUGCAAACAAGGAGCCUUUCCUCUUACCCCCUCUUCAGAUCUAUAAUUUUUUCGAACCCCGGCGACGAGUCGUUAGAGUCGAUCAUAACGUUACGGACAUUAAUAUUUGCUCUCUCUCCAGUAGCAGCCUGAGGAAAUGGCCCAGUGAUGCUUUCCCUUGCAAUGAGUUGGUGCUCAUUGACAUCUUAACAGAUUUCUUUGGAUACAAAUUUUCCAAUAAAACUCUACCAUCCUCGUCAAUGUCUUCUUUCAUAUUAAUCGAGAUAAUCGAUAUUUCUGAUGGAAUUUUCAAUGGAAAAAUUGUGAAUAAAAAUUAAUUUGUAGUUGUUUGUUGGCUUUCAAGAAUUGAGAAUAUAAUAGGCUUACAUUAUGAGAUUAUUCAAGGGAUUUUCUGAGUGUUUCAUUUCGUUUGCUGUGACAAUUAAUCAAAGAAAUGAAGGCACUUCAACUUUUUAAUCAUUUGACGAAUAUACAUAAGUCAAUCAAUCAGCGAGUAUGGUCCACAGUGAGCGAGGUAAAUAUACUAAAACUAACAGCAUGAGGCUAUGUAGGAGCCGUCCUGAACCGUAGUCGUGACCGGAGCGAUGGCCAAAAUCAGAAUAUUGAGCAAGUUCAAUUGACAUAAAAUUAUACUCUGAAUUCCUAGAGAUGUUAUGUUAGCCUUAGUUCUUAAAAUUUCGUCAUUAAAAAUUUGUACAUUA
Messenger RNA from Bemisia tabaci, 2804 nucleotides. RefSeq names its product RNA polymerase III subunit H (gene Polr3H). Gene Ontology annotation, cellular component: RNA polymerase III complex. NCBI's taxonomy places the organism in Eukaryota, Metazoa, Arthropoda, Insecta, Hemiptera, Aleyrodidae. Gene Ontology annotation, biological process: transcription initiation at RNA polymerase III promoter; DNA-templated transcription. Gene Ontology annotation, molecular function: DNA-directed RNA polymerase activity; DNA binding. The record is from RefSeq and is a predicted model, not a curated record.